Molecule: messenger RNA, 558 nt
Organism: Elephantulus edwardii (Cape elephant shrew)
Lineage: Eukaryota; Metazoa; Chordata; Mammalia; Macroscelidea; Macroscelididae
Product: FXYD domain-containing ion transport regulator 5-like
Exons: 1
Coding region: 1-558 (185 amino acids)
Biological process (GO): regulation of sodium ion transmembrane transporter activity
Cellular component (GO): membrane
Molecular function (GO): sodium channel regulator activity
Source: RefSeq, a predicted model, not a curated record
AUGUCACCUUCUGGUCACCUGUUUCUCCUCAGCAUCAUAAGCCUGGUUCUCCCCACCAGAGGACUGAUGUUGGAAACCACUUCCAUUCCUGGAACAGAACUGAACUCUGUGGAGCGUCAUGUUCAGACUCAAGUACCAGACACAGUCCGCCCAGAAGACCAAUCCACUCCUCAGACUUCAACUGCAAAGACUCGCAAAACAACAGAGAACAAGAUCACAAUCCAAAGCCAGAGCCCAGCCCAGCCCCAGCAACCAAUGGGGAAGGACAUGUCUCUCAUGAGAGAUGUAGAGAUCGACAGAAGGGGCAUGAAAGAUCCCACUGAAGACACCACACUCUCUGAGAGACAAUCUUUGGACAAAGACAUCAGGACAGAUGCCCAUGCACCCCAGAAAGCUGGGACAGAUGAAGCAGUGAAUAAUCUCUUUUUCUAUGAUGAGGACACACUAUGGAAGCAGGGUCUGUUGGUUGCAGCAGUGCUGUUCAUCACAGGCAUUGUCAUCCUCACCAGUGGUAAGUGUAGACAGCUGCCCCAGUUAUGCCGGAAUUCUUACAGGUGA